Molecule: messenger RNA, 4863 nt
Organism: Chroicocephalus ridibundus (black-headed gull)
Lineage: Eukaryota; Metazoa; Chordata; Aves; Charadriiformes; Laridae
Gene: AXDND1
Product: axonemal dynein light chain domain containing 1
Exons: 26
Coding region: 1-3075 (1024 amino acids)
Source: RefSeq, a predicted model, not a curated record
AUGCAGGAGGGGAGUGCCGGCUCCGGGACCAAAAGCGGAUGGAAGGAAGCGGAGCGGUGCCGGGCGGGCAGGGCAGGACCCGCCAGUAGAAUAAAUGCUGCUGAAACAUUUCUGACCUACAAUUUUCCAGAAAUCCCCAAGCUGAGCGCUACCUCAAGGAUGCUUGAUCACACCAGGCCUGUUUCUGCCUCCCUGGAGCACAGAUUUGUUCCAGAAGAGGUUUUCCGCAGCCUGGCCUGCGCCAGCGGGUCUCUCUACAGCCCAAAGAGCUUACAGUCCCCGCAAACCACCAAAACCCCAGCGGGCUUCAGGGGCUGCCUGCAACCCCCAGAUCGGCUUUGGCAUUAUCCUAAUCGUCGGAGCAAGUUCAGACACCUGACAGACCACCCUGUCAGUUUGACAGGCGCUGGAAGGGAUGUCUCUUACCUGUGUGACGUUGCGGCUGGCCAAGAAGCUAAGAAAGCGGCGGCUGGCCAAGAAGCUAAGAAAGCGAUGCCCGGCAGAAGCUCUUUUUCUGAGGGUCAUCAGGAGCUGAGAGGGAGCCGUGGUACAGUCCCACGUACUCCCCAAGUGACCCUGGCAGAUACUCUGGUUCCCAAGGAAUUUCACAUCGUGAAGAACAGGGGAGUUUUGCCCUUGAAGUACUUCGAUGGUAAAUACACAACGCUGCUUGAAGACCGUGAAAAGAAACUACGGCUGUUCCCAUCCAUGAAACCUUCUGGGAGGUUAGAGGUCAUCCAGCUGAUGGAGGUGAUGGACAGCAUGUUGGAAAAAGCUGGAGUAGACAAGCUAAUCAGAGUAACAGGACCUUCACAGCUGCACAAUGCUCUGGAGCUGAUGAAGGCGGAGCAGAACAUCUACAACAUUGUUUUCCAUGAGCUGAUUCGGCAGGUCAGCGUGGACUGCAUGGAGAGAGGACAGCUGCUUUCAAAGCUCAGGCAGAGGUACGUGGGUCUCAUGGAGCGGGUUCCUGAACAGAUGAAGACUCUCUAUAAAAACAUGAUGGCACAGCGGGUGGUCAACAGACACAUUACAGAAGAACUACUUUAUUUUAAAGAAUCUGUUGGACAGCUGGCCAGCGAGCUGUGUGAGGUACAAGAACAUGACCGCAAGGUGACCAAAGAAGCAGAAAACACUCAAGAGGAGCUAGCUGCAGCCACGCGGGGGGCUAAGGCAAAUGUAAACCUUUUGGAAGAGUAUCGGGAGUUAUACGAGUUACAGAGAGGACGACUGGAAGAGCAAGUUCUGCUGGUAGCCCAAGAGAGAGAUGUUUGGAGCUCGGCAGCAUAUGACCUGGCUCUGAAGAUAAUAGACAGAAACCGGCUCACAUUGGUUCGCAAGCUUCAUGUUAGCGGAAACACACUGAUCAACGUUCUCAAGCAUUUCAUAGUCCUCUUGGCCUCAAAGGACACGGGAGACCUGGCUGAUCUGCAGGAAGAGACUGAGCAGUUCAGGGAGAGAUUGGGUCAUAUUGGAGCAGAAAUAGAGCGUUCCGAGGCGUCCAGCCAGGGGAAACUGCAAACUGUCUACAGCAGCCUCAACAAAUGGCUUCAAUACUUCCAUUGCAGUGACUUCUCCUCUCCAGUGAAUGAAAAACUACGAGAUGAAAUCCUACAAGAUAUCAAGAACAUGAUAAACAUACUAAAAGCAGACCUGCAGCAGUAUGGCGGGGAGGCACACCUGAGAAAGACAGAAAGUCUGAGGAGCGCUGCCAGCCUGCAGGAGCACUGGACGGAGCUGGGACAAACGGUGCUGAAUCGACACCGGGAUUUUGCUGGAGCAUUGCCUCCGCAGCACGCUGCCCUGGAAGAAAUAAACCAAAGGGCCUGUCAAUUCUACCAGCAAUACAACAUAAGGAUAAGUGGGAAUCACGGAACUGCUAGGUUUUUGACAGCCUUGGUGAAAAGUAUGGAAGAUUGGUUAUUCGAGGUGCAAAAGCUGAAGAGAGGUUCUGGCACGCACAAAGCUGAGCUGAGGGCAUUUUAUCACAAGAUUCCUGUGUGGCUGGCCCAGGCGACUGCAGUGAUGAGCUGUAUAGGCUCCAGCACGUUGGAUGAAGCUGAGAGUGAUGAGAAACCACAUUUCCCGGUGGUACCUAGGGAAUUUUUUAAGAUGAUUCAGCAAUGGGUUCUGUCCACGAAUAAUGAGGUUGAGAAGAGCAUCACACAUCUUAAUGAAAAAGUGACUGAACUGCACCAAAACCUGACCCUGUGGCUGGUGAAUUUGCUGAGACACAUGACAGCAGACCGCUUGUCCUGGGAGCGUCCCCAGUGGCAAGAGUCAGACACUGAGACUGAUGAGGAGCUCAGGCUUCUGGAGGCUCGUAAGCUACAGCAUAGAGCUGAGGAGCUUGUUGCAGAGAUGGGCAGACUCUCUGGCUCUAUAGUCAGCUCCUGCUGUGAUAUUGUCAAUGCAAUCGUUCGAAAGAAACGGUCUGAAAGGGAUUUAGAAGCUGAUUUUGAGCUGGAGGAGCUGAAUAAGAUCGAGACUGAGUAUUGUAAUUGGAUUCAAGUGUGUAGCCUUCUCCUUUCAGAGAUCAAAGGCACUCCAGUCUCCUUUCUGGAUUUAGAAAAACUGAGAAAUCUAUUUGGAUCGGAGCAGCCAGGUGCUGGUAUGGGUUAUGUGACUGAGGACAAAGAAGCUACUGCAGACAUGAUCAGAUAUGUAGGACAUGACUCCAACGUCCACCUGAAGUCUCUGAAGUCAGACGUCGUUUCAGUCACAGGGAGGGAGAUGACUGCCACCAAGCCAUCCACUCCCUUUUCACAGAAAGAGUUUGAAGCCCUCGCAAUGCUGGAACAUCUGCAGGUGCAGCUCCUAGAAACAGAGAUCCGUGCUCAGAAUGCAGAGGAGAGAUCUGAAGGUCUUGAAGAGAAGCUGGAAGAAGCUCUGCAGAGAAUCAAAGAGCUAGAGAGUGAGCUGGAGAAAGAAGUGAAAGUCAUCCCGGAAGCCACACACAAAGAAGGGCAAGAAAAAUAUUUCCAAGAAAGCGUCUCAGAAGUUGGGGCCUGCUCCUCAAGUCCCAAAGCUUCUACCUCUGACCAGUCCAAGGGAUCCAGAAGAAGCGAAUAUUAAAGAACAGCAAUGCCUGAGUAGUUUCUAGUGCUCAUUCAUAGUAGCAUCACAGUCCCAAUCCACUGCCUUACUCCUCAUCCACUACCCCAACAUCUCUGUGCUAUCUCAGCAUUUAUGCUGUUCUUCUAACUUGCUCUUCCACACCUGUCGUCUUUGUCCUCUACCUCCUCCCACAGCUCUAAUAUCCUUACAGCUUGUCUUCCUUGUAAUAUCAUUGCUACUUUGACUUUCUCCUACCCAGAUCUCUCCUGCCUGUGCACCCUCCUCCCUUCCCUUUGCCUUGUGCUUGCCUCCUGUUUGUGUUCAUCGGUCUCUCUUGCUGCUCUAUAUCAUUCUGCCUUAUCCCCGUGGGAUCAUGCAAGUCAGUCGUUUGCAUCUCUUUCUUCUUGUAUCAAGGGGUUUUUUUUCUCAGUGCCAGCAUGGCUUGGUUGUAUAUCCAAUAAUGGGUACCUCCUCCAUCCCCUGGGCUUUAGAUGAUCCAUUUACCAGCUGACUGGUUAGGAAGAAAUUGUACAGAAUUGUAUGGACAAAUCUUUGUUCAUCUUUGAAUCUUCUUCUUUUCAAGGUCUUGUCCUUCUUUCAGAAAGCAGGAAGCAGCCUGAAGCUGUGCAUGAUCCUGAAGGCCUUUCUCAAACUGCUGCCACAGGAGAACUGCCUGUAACCAAGGUCACAAAAUCGGACUUCAGAUGAUGCCAGUUCACCCGCUCAGUGCACUGGGAUGGCAUUUAAAUGCCCCAUCUCUCUGUGAUUUCUGUGUUUGGUAACUGAGCCCCCUAGCUCCCCAUCUGCAGUACCCCUACUGACUCAAUAGUCCGAACUGCCCAGUCAGGUGGCCACCAAUGUCUUCUGCCUCUGUCGGGUCACCAAGCUGGGGCAGUCUGUAUAGUUAUAAAGCUCUCCAAGGCCAACAGAGCUGCCUGGGUUUGGCAUGACUGCAAUUUGACCCUGUCUCAGCUUGGAAGAGCAGGCAGUGAAACUGUCAGGAAUCACAUCGGCUCAGACAACCCCUGCCAACUCCCUCAGAGUAAAUUCUGGUUUGGAAACAUCAUAUAUUCCUAAUCCUGAAGUACGUUUUUAAAUGAUGUUUUCCUUCUGCAAGGUUUUUGAAUGUAAUAUUUCCUGAAGGUAAAAUGCAAGUUUUUGCCAGCUGUGGAUAUGUAAAGGAGAGAAGAUCCUGCUGGAACUGAGGAUGCUCUUAGCUAUAACUUGCCUUUUCCGUAACUGCAGAAAAGUUACAUGUUUGAAAAAGCUAUGCCUGACUUCUGCAAACAUGACUGCAAAUAGGGUAAUGUGUGUGGCCUGAUGUAGUACUGCAUGUCUCUUGACAGUUGUUUCUCAGGCUAAGACUUGUUCUUUUGAGACAUUUUCUGUAGAGAUGUUGGCCCUUGAUGUGCCAAGGGAUCUUGGUCUGGAUGGAUCAUUUUACAUGGAGUUAGAAAUGCACACAGAGAAGCGUUCAAAGAAAGGACCAUCUGCAGCUCACUCUGUGUAGUAUUAUGCCCUUUUGCCCUAGGUUGGGAAACAGGGGGCUACUCCAGCAGCAUGAGAAACAACCAGAACCAGCCUUAGAGAAGUAAUGACACAGCUCAUGUUCGCAAAGUGGAAGAUUACAGAGCUGUUCCACUUCCCAGAGCUAGUUUUCCAUGAGUGGAUCACUACUGAGAUCUAUUACAGACACAUAAGGAGGAGCCUUUCUCCUGAGAGGACUGCAGCGGCAGAAUGAUUUAGAUGUGAGGUUACACCUGGAGCACAAAUCCUUGUGUGAUCACUGAGAAGUUCACAAGUGGA